AUGGGCUUUAAUACUCGAUGGAUUGCUCUUGUGAUGAUGUGUGUAAAAACUGUUUCUUUCUCAGUCUUAAUUAAUGGUGAGCCUAAAGGUCUUAUAAUUCCUUCAAGAGGGCUUCGACAAGGGGAUCCGUUAUCUCCUUAUUUUUUCCUACUUCGCACUGAAAGACUAAUCUCAUUGCUUAAGAAGGCUGAAGUGAAUGGUGAGAUCACACCUGUAAGGAUUUGCAGAGAAGCUCCUAGGCUAUCCCAUUUGCUAUUUGCUGAUGAUAGCAUUUUGUUUUGGAAUGAUAUUUUGGAGCUUUGGGGAGUGCAGCAAAGCCAACAGUUUGAGAAAUACCUGGGGCUUCCACCAUUGGUUGGGAGGGCAAAUUAUAGGGCCUUUUCUGAUAUAAAACAUAAAGUUUGGAAGAAAUUACAAGGAUGGAAGGAGAAGAUGCUCUCGGCUGGGGGGAAAGAAAUAUUGAUAAAGGCUGUGACAUUGUCUAUUCCAACCUAUGCUAUGAACUGUUUUAAAUUACUUUCCUCUUUGUGUUUUGAGCUUGAGCAAUUGAUGGCAAAUUUAUGGUGGGGUCAAAUGAAGAAAGAGCACAAAAUACAUUGA
Carya illinoinensis is the source of this 600-nucleotide messenger RNA. RefSeq lists its product as uncharacterized. The coding region runs from base 1 to 600 and encodes 199 amino acids. Lineage: Eukaryota; Viridiplantae; Streptophyta; Magnoliopsida; Fagales; Juglandaceae. The record is from RefSeq and is a predicted model, not a curated record. The transcript has 2 exons.